This is a messenger RNA of Salmo salar (Atlantic salmon), 3728 nucleotides long. The record is from RefSeq and is a predicted model, not a curated record. NCBI's taxonomy places the organism in Eukaryota, Metazoa, Chordata, Actinopteri, Salmoniformes, Salmonidae.
AUUGCACAUCUAGCAAGUGAGGAAUGUGCAGUCUAAUGUGCCAGUCUUGAGUGAUGGUUCUGUUCUGCUGCUGCUGCUGCUAAUUUCGUGGCAAAGUUUGCAAAUAACAAAUAAUCGAUACAAAUUAUAUACUUCGUCAUUAUAUAAUUCUGCCAGGGUAGCAUCAUGGACGACUAUGUGAAAAGGAAGUUACAAGAAUGGGUACUCAGUGAGUACAUUGACAACUUUAAAGGUCAACAAAUUUCAGAAACAAAUUUCAAGCUCCUACUUGGUGAAGAAAAAGCUCAGGAGACCUUGAUUCCACCUUGGGGACCAAGGCUUCUAUUCAAAAAGAAACUUGGAGAAUUAUGUAACAACGAGAUUGAGCCCUCAACCAGUAAGAUGCUCUCUCCCUGUGCUACCUCUACUCCAGGCAAAAGGAAUACAGAUGAGGCUAAUCCACCAAUAGCCAAACGGCAUUGUGGCACUUCAUUGGGAAGAGCAGAUGACAUGACAAAGGGAAAACAGAUCAUGAAACGGGUCAGAGGCAAACUCCAAAGCAAACCUGCCGAUCAGCAAAGUUCAUUGAAGUUCAAAGAAUUCCUUAGCCAUAAAAUCAAAGUGUUGGAGACUGACAAAAAAGAGGUAGUGGGUGUAUUUGGGAAGACUGGGGCUGGUAAAAGCUAUUUGAUUAACAGCAUCUUGGAUCAGGGAAAUUUACUGCCCUCUGGAGAUGUCAGUGCAUGCACCUCAGUCAUGAUUCAGGUGGAGGCUAACAUGACCAGGGACGGAAAAUACACUGCAGAGAUUGAGUUCAUUACGCAAGAGGAAUGGGAAGAGGAGCUUCAGUCCAUCUUAGCAGAGAGAAAAUCAGAAGAGGGAAAUGAUGACGAGAAGGAGGACAGUGAUGGCGACACAGAUGAAUAUGAUGAUGCUGAUAAGAUCUAUGCAUUGUACAGAGAAGAUGGAAAUGAGGCAUCUGUGAACAAUCUGAUGGACAGCAGGCACUUUAAAUCAAUUCCAGAGUUUCUCUCAGGAAAAAAGAAAGAAUUUAAAACAUCUCAGGCAGAAGAACUCUCUAGAGAACUUUGGUGCUACUUACGGAGUGACAUACCGAGUAACGAACAACAAUAUUGGCCGCUUGUGAAGUCUGUGACCAUCAAGAUACCAAAUGUCAAAGACCUUCUGGAGCACAUUGUGCUGAUUGAUCUUCCAGGCAAUGGAGACUGCAACAAGAGUAGAGAUGAGAUGUGGAAAUCGGUUGUUGGAAGAUGCACCACCGUGUGGAUUGUGAGUGAAAUUAAUCGACCAGUGUCAGAGAAGGAAGCUUGGGAGAUCUUAGACAGAAGUGUCAGCUACUUGGGACACGGUGGACAAUGUCGAAGCAUCAGUUUCAUCUGCACAAAAACAGACAACAUCUGUGUGGAUGAUGACAUGAACAAAGAACGUGACAGUAUAUUGAGCAGAAAUAAGGUUGCCAAGAAAAAGGUGGAAGAGAAAUUCAACAAGCAACCAAAAAUCAAGGUAAAUUACAGUGCCAUUAUUUCAUGCCUAGAAAAAAAUCCUUAUUUAUUUUAUUUAUGCUCUUACUUUCAAUCACCAACCUUUCAGGAACAUUUCAACAUUGACAAGGACUUUUUCCAAGUGUUUACUGUGAGUUCCAAGGAAUACCGGAAGAACAGUGUUUUACAGCCAGAAGACACAGAAAUACCCAAACUUCAGGAAUUUCUUAGAAAUCUCAAUGAUCGUCGCACAAAGACUUCAGAUUAUGUUUCUGGAGCCUAUGGGAUACUCUCUCUGAUACAAGGAGCCAAAAGCAGCGACAUGACAGACAGAAAAAAAGAGGUGUGCCAGGUUCUGGAAAAUAACCUGAAAGAGGGGCUCGAAACCAUUGGUCAAUCUAUGGAUGAGGCUUAUGAAGCUUUUGAACGAUGCCUCUCAGAAGGAGUUCGACAGUCAGUAGAAACAUGUGAGAAAAUUGCCAAGGAUAAAGUGAUAGAACCAAAGGGAAGAAAUGGCAGAGGGUAUCAUAAGGUAUUGAAGUCCUUAUGCAAGAAUAACGGAGUUUACAAACCAAUCAGAAAAAAGGGAAAGAAAAGGCAAAUGGAAAUAAACCUUAAUGACAGUUUGGCCUCAUGUAUGAGAGAUCUCAGCAAUGAAACGUUCAAGAAAUAUUUCCCAAAUCAAGGCAAGGGCAGCUCAAUCAAUGAUUUGAUUGAUAACUUCACCCUUGACACAAACAGCUUGGUUGAGGAGCACCCAGAAGUGUCAUUGCAUCUGACAUUCCUCAAGACAGAGGAAACCAAGUUGAAGGCAAAACUAAAGAGGGACAUCCGUGAGAGGAAGAAAGAAAUCUACAACAUUCUCCCAAAGUCAAUCAGUGACACAAUGCGCCCAUGCUAUGAAAGGGCGGCACAGUACACGGGAACAGACAGUCUGGAGAGUAUGCGAAAGGAGCUGAGGAAUCACUUGAAGACAUUUAAGGAAGAAAUGUUCCACAAGGCCAAGAAAGAGAUGCUGGAUCUCCUCAAAGAAAUGAAGGUGCGACCCAUUCCUAUUCCUCCCUCCCUCCCUCCCUCCCCCGCACGGGCUCGUGUUGUGGACAUAUCUAUGUGUAAAACAAAACAUCAUGGAAACACAUUGUGGAGGAGCUGGAGCAUGAACUACAAGAAUCCAUGAGCCAGUCACUCAAGACGCCUGACAACUUGCUCGUCCCAGAUGUCUCUGAGGAAUAUGAAGAGAUGAAGAAGUGCUACGAGACACUGCCCAGCAGCACCAAUGCAACAACAACAACUGCCUGAUCUAGAAAAGCCUGUCUAAAAUCACAGUCAAUCUGGGAUUUGCAGGCUAAUUAGAUAAUCAUAAUAAGGUUUUUUGUCUCAAUAUAUUUUCUCUUCUCUAUCAUAGCCUAUUUGAUAUGCACCACUAACUAACCAAGCAGUACUACUGUAUGCCUGUAUGUUUAAUAUUAGUAUUGUAAAGAUUAUGGGUAGGAGUUACUGGGCUCCCAAGUGGCGCAGCAGUCUACGGCACUGCAUCUCAGUGCAAGAGGUGUCACUACAGUCCCUGGUUUGAAUCCAGGCUAUAUCACAUCUGGCCGUGAUUGGGAGUCCCAUAGGGUGGCACACAAUUGGCCCAGCAUCAUCCGGGUUUGGCCAUCAUUGUAAAUAAGAAUUUAUUCUUAACUGACUUGCCUAGUUAAAUAAAGGUAAAAAAAUAUAUAUAUACUGGAUAAUGAUAAACGUUUGGAUCAGCAUGUUAUUAAUCUUGUAUUUUUUAUAUACUCCAUGUUAAGAGAUGUACUUUUGUCACUUAGAAUGUAAACUUUGUUAUAGAGCAAUAUUUCUCAAACUAAUUUGUACUGGAAAGCCCAUCGUUCUCAGGCCUGAGGAAUCGCUUACCAGUCACCUGUCAGCAACAAAGAGCUCUGUGCUGGUCCAUGAACUGGAUUUGAGAAAUGUUUAACACGGUUCUACUGGAAUUGUUUUGUAUUUUUUACAUAAAUACUGUAGUCCUUUUACAUGAAUAUGGACAGAUACUGUAUCUUUGUGUGAUUUGUAACAAUGUAUGACAUUUUAUAUUGUAGAUGUAACUUAAUAAUACAUCUCUUUAGUCUGUACUAUAUUACUGGACUCUACAACAGCAUGGUGUGUUUUCUGUUGAUCAUUCAUUUCUGAACACUCAAUGUCAUCGCUAUCUCAGUUUGAAAUGUCAUGAUUUUUCCCGCAAUAAAAAUUACUGCCACUGAA